This is a messenger RNA of Penicillium bovifimosum, 2001 nucleotides long. Its product is annotated as fungal specific transcription factor domain-containing protein. Bases 1 to 2001 code for a protein of 666 amino acids. The transcript is spliced from 3 exons. NCBI's taxonomy places the organism in Eukaryota, Fungi, Ascomycota, Eurotiomycetes, Eurotiales, Aspergillaceae. The record is from RefSeq and is a predicted model, not a curated record. Gene Ontology annotation, biological process: regulation of DNA-templated transcription; DNA-templated transcription. Gene Ontology annotation, molecular function: zinc ion binding; DNA binding; DNA-binding transcription factor activity, RNA polymerase II-specific.
AUGGAACUGACCUUCAUGGUCCGUAAUGAUGGCACACCCAAGAGAAGGCAGACACGGCGUGCAUGUAACUCAUGUCGUCAUAGAAAGAAACGAUGCUAUCAUGAUAUUCCCCCAGACCAGUCAGGUGUCGGCAGUUCUUCGCCUGACAUCGCCGCCGUCGGGGAUAGUCAAAGUCCUGUGUCGCGGGGCUCGAGGCGGGACCCGGUUGUUCGGAGUAGGUCUGCUUCUCCUCGUGAUGGCCGAGGGUUGGAUAUAUCGCAAAGAACGGUGGAACGGCAGGAUGAAGGUCCAGGUAGGCCUGGCGCAGGUAGAGCUGCGGAUGUCGAAGAAUCGCACCGGUUUGCAUGCGACUCAAACCCUAUGGCGACUCUCAUGGAACAGACUGAGUCAAGACUGCAGAGGGGUCCGUCUCAGAAGGGAGAUGUGGGGGCUUGGUUGGAUGUCGAAGGGAAUACCACGAAUCAAGGCGAGGCUGUCGGGUUCUCUUCACAAAGAGCGUCUGAUGGCCAUGUUGACACUGACAAGCUGCCGCCGAAUGAAUGCCAAGAAGCCUUGGUAGACAUUUAUUUCCAUCGGAUACACCCGAUACUGCCUCUUCUCGACGAAGAUAAAGUGAGAGCGCAGCAGAAAGACGGCAGUAUACCUCUACGGUUAUUGCAAGUGAUAUGUCUGGUUGCAGCAAAAGACAGCAAUGCGGCCGUUUGGCUGUGUCUGGGUUCCCGUGCAAAUCAACUCCCAUUAGAUAAGUUCAGCAACAUCCUCUAUUCCGAUGUCAUGCAAAGCAUAUCAAGGAGGUCGGAGAAGAAGGUCCUGGCCAUCCAGAUCUUGGCGCUGUUGUCGCUUCACGAAUGGGGCCCCACGGGCGCCGAGGAUUGUUCGUUGAACCUCGCCCAGGCUAUUCAUGAUGCUCAAACCAUAGGGCUACAUUUAAGAAGGCGGGGGAGCUCUUCUGAUGCCUUACCAGCUCGUCUUUUCUGGUGCCUUUGGAGCUUAGAUCGAUGGAACGCUGCUAUGAAUGGGAGACCGUUGAUGAUACAUGACGACGACCUGGGUCAGGGGGUAGACGACGUUGUCUCGGGAUUUCAGUCGCCAUUCCGUGUCUGGCUUCGAAUUGCUGACAAGCUCGGAGAAGUGAUUCACUUUUACCGGCCGAUGAUGAGACGGGUUGAUCACAGUGAAGUAGAUCUUCCGUGCUUCGAAGAGCUGGUUGAGCAGUGCGAUGCAUUGGAUAUGGCUCCAGAGUUUCUUGUAUCCCUCGAAUUCCUUUACCACUCCGUGAUAAUUCUCUCAACACAUUCAAGCGGUCUACAAGGCCGCUCGAGACCCCGAACUUCCAAGAUUCGACAGAAUGAUUCAAUUCUGACCAUCGUCUCCCUCAGUCGCAAUCAAGAUAUUGGGGACUACCUGCCGGUCCCCAUGAUCGGUUACACCAUCUCCCUCGCCUUCUCCAUCACGUAUAAACAACUACGAAACAGCAAAUUACCCAGUGCGCGUGACACAGCCAUUUCCCAACUCCGACACUUGCAUGAGUGCCUCAAGAAAUUAGGCUGCACAUGGUGGUCGGCUGUUGUCAUGACCCGGCUAAGCCAGCGCGUGUUGAACAACAUCCAACCCACCGCCGACCCAGAACGUUCCACAGGUUCAGAAACACAUAUCACCCGAUCGAACUCUCGGCCCGGGGUGAAUCGUAUAUCUCCCCGCUAUAUCACGUCGAAUGGGGACCUGCAGUCGCAUUUGGGUGCUGACAGAAUGCAAAUGGCGAGACACACGGAUAAUGGGUAUCAGCCUGCACACUCUUUGGCUGAGGGUCCGCUGGGAGUUGAUGAGCACUCCGGGGUUGCGGAAAUGUACAGCACACCUUUCAUGACUCAGACCGGGUUCGAGGACUUUGAUGCUUUCUUUGGCAAUUUUUUAGACGUCAGUUACCCGAGUUGCUCGAAUGAUCCAUUCUUGCUUGGUCUCGACCUGCCGGAUUUCGAAUUUGCUGAAAACCUGGGUUGA